Trypanosoma cruzi is the source of this 538-nucleotide messenger RNA. RefSeq names its product isopentenyl-diphosphate delta-isomerase, putative. Lineage: Eukaryota; Euglenozoa; Kinetoplastea; Trypanosomatida; Trypanosomatidae. The record is from RefSeq and is a predicted model, not a curated record. The transcript has a single exon. Gene Ontology annotation, molecular function: FMN binding; isopentenyl-diphosphate delta-isomerase activity. The annotation marks the transcript as partial. Gene Ontology annotation, biological process: isoprenoid biosynthetic process.
AUGACUCAGGGAUCUGGUUUUAAUAAGGAAGACAUUGUGCGGCGCCGGAAGAAGGAUCAUAUCGAUAUCUGUCUUCAUAAAGUUGUUGAACCGUAUAAAAAUGGUCCUUCUAUAUGGGAAAAGUAUAAAAUUCCGUAUACUGCGCUACCUGAGAUCAGUAUGGGUAAAAUUGAUACUCGGUGCGAAUUUAUGGGGUGGACUUUGUCGUUUCCUCUUAUUAUAUCCUCCAUGACAGGUGGUGAGGAACAUGGCCGCAUUAUCAAUGAAAAUUUAGCCAAGGCCUGUGAAGCAGAAGGUAUCCCCUUUGGUUUAGGUAGCAUGCGUAUUGUAAAUAGGUAUGCUGUGGCUAUACACACCUUUGACGUUAAAAAAUUCUGCCCCUCUGUCCCCAUGUUUGCUAACAUUGGGCUCGUACAGCUGAAUUAUGGGUUUGGUGUAAAGGAGGUGAACAACUUAAUCAAAUGUGUUAACGCGGAUGGACUUUUUAUUCAUCUAAAUCACACGCAGGAGGCCUGCCAACCGGAGGGGGACACAAACU